This is a messenger RNA of Prorocentrum cordatum, 625 nucleotides long. The record is from the annotation of a GenBank genome assembly. Lineage: Eukaryota; Dinophyceae; Prorocentrales; Prorocentraceae.
GCGCCGCAUCUCCGUUGGCGGUACGAUCCGGCACAACGUGUCAACGGCGAACUUGCUUGACGACGCGCAGCUGGCCGAGCUGCAGCAGUGGGCGUCCCAGCAGGAGGGGCCCUGGAGCGAGGACCUCCGGGCGUUCCCAGGCACCGUGGCCAGCGGUCCAUCCGCACGAGGGGCUAUCGCAGAUGCCGAGGAACCGUACCGGCCGGUGCUGUCGGGGUACGCGUGCGAGCUCUUCCGCAACGAGUACCUGGCUUGGUGCGGUGCGGUGCAGCUCGCGGAGGACCACCCAGUUUUCGGCAGCAAGGCCAACGACGUCGCGGCGUGGCUCACGGUGCAUGGCGGGCCCGCCGUGCUGGAAGCAGGCGUCAUCUGGUUCGACUGCAACCACGCCGCCACGGACCUGGUGCCCUACGCCGCCUUCGCGUCCUCCAAGGACAGCGCGCGGCGCGUGGGAGCCAUCGCGCCCCCGGCGGCGCCCAGGGCGGCGCCGGGCGCCUCGGGCCUGCUGGCCUUGCCGGGGAGCCAGGCCGGCCAGCUGCAGGCUCCUCGCGCGCCCAAAGCCGCCAGCUACAAGGACUACGCCUUCGCGAGGGCCGAGCUCGAGUUGCUGGUGGCGCAGCUGAGG